UUACCGUAUUUUAUCAACAGCAUGGGACUAUAUUGGACUACUCCAAAUGUAACAUUUCGUACUUACUCACUUCCUAUUGACGCAUGCCCAGUAGAGACGUUGAUAAUAAUGCGAAAGUCUAUACAAACUUGAAACGGGCGGAUAUACAGAAAAGUGUUAGCUUUUUCCAAUUCUAUGAGUUUUUCCUUUGUGGAGUGCUGGGACAAAACGAAAUGGCAACAUAUAUUCCUAAAUUGGUUGAUAAGGGAUUCCAGAAUUGGAUAAAAGCCAAUCUAGCAUUGAGCAUUACGAAGGAAGGAACUGAGGACUGUGUGUUAAAUGAGAUAAACACGUUUCACCAAGACACACUAAACGACAUAUUAUCACCAGAACAAAUUUUAAACAAUGACCUGUGUAGACUAUGUAAAAAUGAAAAUAUCUUGCCGUGUCCUACGAGAGGUAUUUGUAUAGUGAAAACAGGUCUCUGUUCCUUCCACUAUACGCAACAGAAAUGGUAUCGACCAUGUCCGAAACAUAUUUGUGAUCGAUUGAGAGAAAAGAUAAGACAAUGCCACAAGUACAAUUUUCCAUCUUGGAAAAACACCAAAGCAGAGGAUUGGUGUCAGAAUCCGUGGGAACUGGCAAAGUGUUACCUGCCUCCAGAUGGGUAUCUCGGGGUCAGAUCUAUAGCAGAAACAGAUAUAAAUGGAAUUAUCAGUGUCGUCAUGAACCAUUCGGCUUACAAAAACAAAGUCGAUAUGCGUCAUUGUCAAGAGGUGCGAGAGGUUAGUAGAAAAUUACGCCAUUGCCCAGACCUGUGUAUAAAUGAUCAAGACUUGAACGGUUUCAUUGGAACACUACACAUGUUUCUGAGUUGUUCGAAGUUGUUCCAGGGUGAUUCAAAGGCAGAGCUUUCUGUGCAAAAGAUAACUAAGUUGAAAGCAGAUUCACUCACAAUAACAACACAUGACAUCACGAAAGUUCUUCAGGAUGUUAUACAUGAAAGCACGCGAAUGUCGUUUCAACAGAUCGAUGAAAGAGUAGCUGAACAUGCAAGAGAAGUUAAGGCUGCGCUUGAUAAACUAGAGAUAGUAACAAGCACAAGCUUAAAGGACAUACUAAGUGCCAAAGCAAGGGCAAUUGACGAUAUAGUCAACCAAGGACAAGUCGCUUUAGAUGAUCUCCAAUCAGCCACUGAACAACUGAAGCUUGGUGUUAAUAAAGAGAUAGAUGAAGCAAAGAAAAUGGUAUUUGCAGACAUAGAAGAUUUAAAAAGGACUCCGAUCAAGGAAAUGAAUCAAACAUCAUCAGUAAGUUAUUCUCGUCGACUCUCUGCAGCUGAUUACCAGCAGUUGAGGAAUGAUUUCAAGUCCGAUCUACUGACAUUUAAUCAACAAUACCACAGCACCAUUCCUCUCUCAUCAGUAUUUGAGGAACAGGAUACACACCUUCAAGGUUUCUACGUUCAACCUGAUAUGAAUUCAAUUCAAGUGCAAAAGAAAACAUUAAGUGAACUUGCUAUAGAAGUGCGGAAGCCAAUUAAAUCUUUACAAGACGUUUUCUAUAGGAAAUCGAAACCGUGUUUCAACAUAUACUUGACAUCAGGAGCUGGCCAAGGGAAGACCGUGUUUUGUAAACAGUUGGUGCUGACAUGGUGCCACGCCCAUAGAAAUCAUAGUAGUGAAAGUAAAACGUUUCAAGAAGACAUACAAUUAAUGAAGGAUUUUGAAUAUAUUUUUCUAGUUUCUUUGAGAAAUGCUACCGCACAGUGCGAUGUUGAUGACAUGAUUGCAAGUCAAGUUGUUCAGAAUUUAGCACAAAACAUAAAAUACACUCCAGAUUUUAUGCAAACACUUCUACAUCGCGAAAAGUGUUUAAUUCUUUUAGACGGCCUUGACGAAUGGUCCCAUCCUGAGCCGAUUUUCACAACCUGCACAAAGACACAAGAUGGUUUGCCACAUAGAAAAGCUAGACCAAACUGCACAAUUCUCACUACAACUAGACCUUGGAAAUUAAGCAUUGUUAACCUCAAAUCCAGUCAGAAAGAUAACCAUAUCGAGAUAGGAUAUCUUGAUGACAACUCCUCACAACAGCUAAUAGCGAAUGCUGUAAGAAAGAUCUUAGAUCAGGACGAUAAUACUGAAAACAGUGUCAAUGAUGAAACCAAUAGUCAAAUUGAGAAUAUAAAAACUGAAAUACGUUCAAGGUCUACUCCGGAGUUUGAAAUGAACCCACUUAUUCUUACUUAUAUGAUUUGCUUGUUGUGUGAUGGAAAAUCUCUAGGCGAAUCAAAAAGUGAAUUGUAUGCAAACAUCAUAGAUUUUCUACUUUAUCGAUGGGAAAAACGAAAUAAAGAAAUUGCAAAAGCCGUUACCGCAGAUAAGGCAUUUGAUGCUGCCUUAAAGCCUGCCAUAUUCAGAAAUUGUAGUCAUAUUAAAGCGUAUGAGAAAUUCCUCCUAUCUUUAGGACAGUUGGCGUUUAAAACUUUGUUUUGUGAAAUAGAAGAAAGAUCUCUCGUUUUUGGAUGUUUUCUGAUGGACAGUUGUCUAACUGAAGACGAACAAAAGUUCUGCUUAUCAACUGGACUUCUGAUACAAAACAAACUUCCGGGAAGAUUAACGACGAAGGAGACUACAGUUGCAUUUUCACAUAAAACGUUUCAGGAGUUUUUUGCAGCCUUGCACAUCUAUUCAAAGGCCGAUUUCAAUGAUGUGAAAGAACCAGUGUUAGAGAAGUGUAACUCAGUUGAAAAUAUCCUUGAAAUGUCAAAUGUCUUUGUAUUUCUUAGUGGGAUUUGUCCUGAACGGUUGCGCAUUCUCUCAAAAGAUCUCAGCAAAAUAAUUCAUGGUGACAAAAUGAUAACCCAAUUCAGAAGUGAGAGUUCUUCUUCCCUUUUCAAAGACACUCUCUAUGAAAAAGUUAAAGGUCUCCAAGAUAUGUAUAUCGCAUGUGUCAAGGAAAGUAAGGAUGCUAAUCAUGAAUCUGUGUACCCAUUACUUCAGGGUGUUGUCAUAGACAUGCGCGGUAACGAAGAAGUACAUCUUCAAGUGUUGCAAAAGCUUACACAAACGAAUAUUGAAAACAUCAAAUCAAUCUGGCUUAUCCAUUGUGAAUCUGAAAUGGACACCCAAAAACUUAUAAAAACCUUAGUCUGGAAAACAUACAUACUCUCGAGAGUCUACAACUAGUAUGUCCAAU
This is a messenger RNA of Mercenaria mercenaria, 3177 nucleotides long. RefSeq lists its product as uncharacterized. The transcript has 5 exons. The coding region runs from base 84 to 3167 and encodes 1027 amino acids. Lineage: Eukaryota; Metazoa; Mollusca; Bivalvia; Venerida; Veneridae. The record is from RefSeq and is a predicted model, not a curated record.